Chironomus riparius is the source of this 962-nucleotide messenger RNA. NCBI's taxonomy places the organism in Eukaryota, Metazoa, Arthropoda, Insecta, Diptera, Chironomidae. The record is from the annotation of a GenBank genome assembly.
AUGGUUAAAAGCAAAGUAUAUAGCGAUUAUGUAUUCAAGACAGCAUUUAAAUUGUGGAGUCAAAAUGGAGGAAUCAAAUUCAAAUAUGUGAACGAUAGCAAAGUUGAUAUAAUUAUUAAAUUCGAUAGACAAAAUGAGCAUGGAAUUUUUCGAUCUGGAGAUGAAAUUUCAUUUAGUAUCCCACCAGGUCCUUAUGAACUUUCUGGUGAUAUUACAUUUAAUGAUGAUAUAUUAUGGACAGCUGAUGGAGGUAUUUUCGAUUUGUUUAAGAGAAUUCUUUACGAAAUUGGAAUAUCGAUUGGAUUGAAGGCAAAUAAUCGUGAAACUUCUAUAAUGAAUCCAAAUAAAAAAUAUUUUGCACGUCAACUAGAUGAUGGAGAUCGAGAAGGUUUUGUUGGAUUUGUAGCAUUUAUUGAUUUAGGAACUGCAUUAAGAAAUUAUGUAGAAAGACGUAGUUUUAUGUCUGGAAAUGAAGAUCUGACUGACAUAAAACUAAUCGAAGCUGAUUUUACAAUAAGUCGAAUAAUGGGAGUUUAUUCUCUUUUGAAAGCAUUGACAUUGAUUCAGACUACACUAUACAUACAUUUCAAAGCUGUUGUUUAUACUGGAGAAUUGGCAUUAGUUAUCACAAUGCUGUUUUUUAUAACUGAGUGUCUUUAUUUUAAAUCAUCAACGAUGAAUUUCUACGUUGUAUUUCCAUUUAUAUUAAAUUCAAUCACUCUUGCCGGGCUCUAUUAUCUGCCGAAAAAAAUGAGACUAUGGGAACCAAUGCCGGAUGCAGAAGAUGAAAACUCUGAACUGCUUAAAAAAAUUGGAAAUCUUAAGAAAAGACGAUUGCAAAAUAAGCAAAAAAUCUAAUUAUUACACGAGCGUGAGUGAUUUAUGGACUUGUUUUAUCCACUUGAUUUUUUCUUCUUAAAACUUUGCUGAACUUUUUAACCAUCUUCAAUUAGAGUACUCAA